AUGGAAGGAGACCAAGCACCACGAGGAUCCCACCGUCUCCGACCACGAAACACUAGAAGUCAAGCCGGACCGAGCACACCCCAUCGAUCGAGUCGAAACGUCACCCAUAACAAUGGUGGCCCAUCUGGAGUUGCGAGAUCAACACAACAAGAUGAAGAAUCCAUCGAAGAGGAUGACCUCUGUCCAAUUUGUCGUUUACUGCUCUACAGCCCAGUCAAAACAAGCUGCAACCACACCCUCUGCGCCUCCUGCAUGGCACACUGGGCCGACGUGUCGCUGAGCCAACAAAUGACCAUCGUCGACGUCGACGAGGAACCCGUCCCUUUCAAUCCGGUUUCAGGACUUGAAGCGCGCUGUCCCAUGUGCCGCACACAGACUAUUGCCACGCCGGAUGCUGCGAGGACCGAGGCUUUGAAAGCGAAGUAUCCCUCGCUUUGGGCGGAGAGGGAGGUGGAGGAGGAGGGGGAGGGGGAAAUGGGAGGGAUUCAGACGUUGACGGUAUAUGUGGGGAAUCGACAUAAGAUGGUGGAGAGCGAGGAUGCGAAUCAGCAUGAAUGGGCGUUUUUUGUGAAGCCCAGUCGCACGGAUAUUGUGGAGGAGGUGCAGUUUUUGUUGCAUCCCACGUUCCGUCCCAAUCGGGUCAUUCGCCAGAGAGCACCGUACGAGAUCCGUCGGCUGGGUUGGGGUGUCUUCACCCUCGUGGCCUAUGUCAUUCUCAAAGCGGGAUAUUCGUGGGUGUCAGAUGAUGCACAAGACUCUCCUGAUGGUGCGCCGAAGGGUAUGCUGCCGCUAGAAUGGACGUUGGACUUCAAUGGGUUUGGUGGCAAGGGCAGCAUGGGACGAUGUAGACUCAAGGUAAAGAAUGACCAUCGUGAGUGGGAGGACGAUGUGAGCGACGAAGAAGAGAGAGACAAUGCCGAGUGGGGACGAGUGAUGCGGGCGUACGAGAGGGAUGUCACAGGCUGA
Messenger RNA from Zasmidium cellare ATCC 36951, 966 nucleotides. RefSeq lists its product as uncharacterized. Gene Ontology annotation, biological process: regulation of DNA-templated transcription. The record is from RefSeq and is a predicted model, not a curated record. Bases 1 to 966 code for a protein of 321 amino acids. NCBI's taxonomy places the organism in Eukaryota, Fungi, Ascomycota, Dothideomycetes, Mycosphaerellales, Mycosphaerellaceae. The transcript has 3 exons.